AUGGCAGAGGACGAUUUGGUGGUGGUGGAGGACGAUUCGGUGGCAGAGGAGAACAAUUUGGUGGUGGAGGAGGACGAUUUGGUGGUGGUGGAGGACGAUUUGGUGGCAGAGGAGGACGAUUUGGUGGUGGAGGAGGACGAUUUGGUGGCAGAGGAGAACGAUUUAGGAGGAAGAUUUGGUGGUGGUGGAGGUCGAUUUGGUGGGUAUAGAGAUGAAAGGCCUCCUAAAGAAGUCGUGGAGGUUGCAACUUUUCUCCAUGCUUGUGAGGGAGAUGCUGUGACUAAACUCUCACAGGAGAAGAUUCCUUAUUUUAAUGCUCCUAUCUACUUACAGAACAUGACUCGGAUUGGUAAAGUUGAUGAAAUCUUUGGCGCCAUCAAUGAAUCUUUGUUUACCAUCAAAAUGAUGGAAGGUAUUGUAGCUACUUCUUAUGCUCCAGGAGACAAUUUCUUCAUUGACCCUGCUCUAGCUACUUCUUAUGCUCCAAGAGACAACUUCUUAUACAUCAGUAGGGUCAAUCACCGGGUGGCCGUGGUGGUCGUGGAGGAUUCUCCAGAGGUAGAGGAGGUCCUUCAAGAGGACGAGGAAGUUUCAGGGGAAGAGGACCUCCUCCAGGAGGUGGUAGAGGAUUUCCUUCACGAGGCUGUUAUAAAGAGACUAAUGACUGAUGUGUCUUUUGCACAUGUUUUGUAUUGGUUUAAAGUUUCAGAGGACGAUGUGCCUUUUGCACACAAUUUCAGUGAUCAUCUUAUUCUUGGUGAGGAAGGAGGUAUCAUCGGCGACACGUCUUCUGAUUACCUCUGGUGCAUCGAUCCUCUAGGCAGAAAAUUCAUGUCAGUAACACUAAUGCUGGAUCCGAAUCUGAGGCCGUCGUUUGCUCAGCUGACGAAAGUGCUGAAGCCAUUGAACAGGCUCAAGUCUCCUCAUCUUCCAAGCGGAACUGUGCCACAAACAGAGAAGGUGAGGAGCAGUACAGAUGUUAGAGAACCUGCAAGGCCAAGUACAGAUCAAAGAGAGAAGUCAAGAACUAGCACUGAUCAAAGAAAGAUGUCUAAGCUGAGUACAGAGAGUAAGGUUAAAGCGAGUGCGAGUUUUGAUAAGAGAGAAAGAACGAGAAAAAGUGUUGACGGGUCUGAGAGAACGAGUAACGCUACAGAACAGCAAAUACAAACAGAAAAAGGGAGGAAAAGUAUUGACAGGUUUGGGGGGGGGAUGAUAAGAUCAGUAGGAUUGUGCAACAUAGAUUGUUUCAAGCCUACAGCAACAGCUAAAUGA
Molecule: messenger RNA, 1275 nt
Organism: Eruca vesicaria subsp. sativa (arugula)
Lineage: Eukaryota; Viridiplantae; Streptophyta; Magnoliopsida; Brassicales; Brassicaceae
Source: the annotation of a GenBank genome assembly